GAAAACGUUCGAGAAGCGGAAACAUUCGAGACUGCACAUCCAAGAUUGAUUGUCCACCCGCUUCGGCAAUUCGAUAUGGAAACUUUAGACUCUCCAAAAUCUACCUCUUGUCAGGCAUACCAAUCAAUCAAUCAAUCAAUCAAUCAAUCAAUCAAUCGUAUUCAUAUUCUACUUCUAGAUUUCAAAUCACACACAUGCACAUACAACUACUAAGUAAACUUUCAUGUCCCUCACACGCAUCUAAUACCACAUACUUACUGUUAUUUCUUGAGAUUAUUAUACGCAGAUCAUGCAACGCGGCAGGACGACAGCCAGCAAUACAUCAUGCAUAAGAUAAUCAUCGCACACUGUAGGAUUGGAGCUGUACCAUAGUUGAAGAUUCUGAUAGUACUUUUUUCGUCGAUGUACUAAAGAAAUUGUUCUUGCUGCCAUAACUGACUGUACUCAGGAGAUAUUUUUUGGUUGGCGAUCUUGGUUUCGUGUAUUCCUAUUUGAUAAUGCGUAACUUUAAACUUUGAUUCUGUGCCUGAACCAAAUGGCUUCUGUAUGAAAAUGCAUCCAGUGCACAGUUGUUUUCGUCGAUUGUUAGUUUUACCGUUGUCUGUACAUCAUGAUCGCAGAAACAGAAUAUGAUGAUCGUAAACUGCUUUUCACCUAAUUCCUAGCCUGACUGGGGAAUUCACAAAUGUUGUAUUCGUAUCUGGAACAAGCACCAUCUGGC
This is a messenger RNA of Amoebophrya sp. A25, 721 nucleotides long. The record is from the annotation of a GenBank genome assembly. NCBI's taxonomy places the organism in Eukaryota, Dinophyceae, Syndiniales, Amoebophryaceae.